Messenger RNA from Fonsecaea multimorphosa CBS 102226, 1683 nucleotides. RefSeq lists its product as uncharacterized. The transcript has 2 exons. Lineage: Eukaryota; Fungi; Ascomycota; Eurotiomycetes; Chaetothyriales; Herpotrichiellaceae. The record is from RefSeq and is a predicted model, not a curated record. Bases 1 to 1683 code for a protein of 560 amino acids.
AUGGCUGUAGCCUUGCUGAACUGCAGCAUCUGUCCAGGCCAACCUUCCUUCAGUGAUACCUCUCACUUACUCACUCACAUCAGUUCCAAGGGACACCUAUCCGAGUUUCACAAACUCCAGGUACGGAGCUACCAGGACAUUGCUGCGGGUGUGGAACUGGCCACGUACAGCCACUGGUAUCAACAGCACAACAUUGACAGACUGCUCUCGGAGCGAAUGCAAAUGAAAGAGAACAAACAGGCAAAAAAGAGAAGAGUUUCUGUCGCGGCACGGAACGCAUGCGUACCACAGCCGGGAAUAUUCGACCAUGCACAAUUGAAUCCACCUUUGCCUCCAAAACGACCAGGGAGACCAAAGACGCAGACCCAGACCCAGACCCAGACCCAGACACACUAUCCAACCCAGAGGAGAAGCACUCGAGGCAAACAGGCAAGACGAGCUGUCGACGACACUGACUCGGACUUCAGUCCUGUCAAACCUUCUAGACGCAGGACAAGUCGAGUUCAAGGCUACUCCCCCGUCAAGCGGUCUCCAUCCUCUGACGAUGCCUACCCCUCCCACGAUGACUGUCUGGUUGGAGGCGAGCCGUCAGGUCCGAUUCUUGCCACACCAGAACAUAUGAAGCUGAAGGGAACCGUCUGGCCAGGCAUGGAUCUCUUUGAUGCUGCUACGCAGGAGAUGCAGCAGAAACGGAAUCAAAAGAAAGACGCUUCCGUUCUGAGGCAUAUGGAGAGACUCGCCGCCUUGGUCGAACCCACCGAGGUCGUGUAUUCACCUCGCGGCAACAGCAUCCUGAAAGCGAGACACAUUGAUGACCUUGAAGAUGAAAGCAGUUUGGUGGAAGGAGAAAGUCCUGUUCCGAAAGCCAAGCAGCCCCCUCGCCCUCGCAAGAGAAGGCCACUUGCAGAGAGAGACGUCAAUGCUCCUCGGCUGGUGAAACGCAAGGUCAAAGCUGGAGCGCCAAAGAAAUAUGCUGAUCUUCCGUUCGCUCAGGGUUUACCUCCCCUUCCACACCUGCCCAGCUCAUCCACUGGUGACUCCUAUGGGUUGGGUUCUCGCUAUUUCCCGACAGAAGAUGACGAUGAGGACGUCAAACCGUCCAUUCAAGCUGUCGAGCCUCGCAAACGGCCUCCUCCGUUCGAGGUCUUCGCCGACGGAAGCCCCACCUAUCACGGAAGCAUGUCGAGGAGCGCACAUCGGAAUCCUCUUCAGCCUGGAACUCGAGGCUAUGGAAACGCGACUUUCCAGCAACUGCCCAAGGUUUCCGCGUCCUGGCUUCAACCACAGUAUCAGUCGGCGCUACAAUUUACUGACCCUUAUGCAUCCUACCGACCUGUAGUCCAAGAGUAUCAAGCAUUCUACGAAACACACAUUGAUGAUGAGAAUAUGCUACCAUUGGCUGGACCGCCCGCCGCCUUCCGUGGAGGAGGCACCAACCCUUUGGCUUGGAAGUCUCCUGUUCGACCACCGACCGAGCCUGGACUUCCUCCAUCUGACUCUCCCUUUGGCAAUUUCUUUGCCCUGUUCCAGGGUGGAUCACCGGGCGAUGACCCGUUCGUGACGACCAAGAAUCCUCUGGCAGCAGCGUUGCCACACUUGGAAAGCGAGCAACAUCAUAUUCUGGUCAAGGAGAAGGCAACGCAACUAGCAAAUGGCGGAACUUCAAAUGACACCGAAGUCUAG